Messenger RNA from Uranotaenia lowii, 3998 nucleotides. Its product is annotated as RNA-binding protein 45. The transcript is spliced from 7 exons. Gene Ontology annotation, cellular component: ribonucleoprotein complex. NCBI's taxonomy places the organism in Eukaryota, Metazoa, Arthropoda, Insecta, Diptera, Culicidae. Gene Ontology annotation, molecular function: RNA binding. The record is from RefSeq and is a predicted model, not a curated record. Bases 202 to 1683 code for a protein of 493 amino acids.
ACUGCACAAGCCAGGCUGCGAAAAAACAUUUUCCAACUUCCUUCGUGUCACAAAUGGUUGCUUCGUCUGUUUGUUCCGUGUAAAUUAGUGCUAUUUUCGUGAUAAUUUCCGGUUUUCCGUAACCGAACCUUGUGCCACUUUGUUCAGACAUCUACGGGCCUCCCAUCCAUUAAGGCGAAGCGAAAAGAAAAAAGGGAAGACAUGGAGCAAAAAUACAACAUGGCUGACCGAAGAUCUGGCGGAUCGAGCCGAAAUAAUUUUAACGAUGAAAAAAGCCCGGCCGACAUUCCACCGAUGUCCCGGCUCUUUAUCAUCUGCAGCAAAUCGAUGACCGAGGACCUGCUGCGGGAACAUUUCGGCAAGUACGGGCUCAUCGAGGAGAUCUGGAUCGUGAAGGACCGGCAGUCGGGUGACGCCAAGGGGGUGGCGUACAUCAAGUUUUCCAAAACCUCGGAGGCGGCCCAAGCCCUGGAGGAGAUGAACGGGAAAACUAUUGGGGACAAUUCCCGGCCGAUAAAGGUCCUGGUAGCAGCCAACCGGCAGCAGGGUUCCCGGAAGCAGACCGAAAACGAAGAGGAGAAGUACCUGCGGCUGUUCGUGCUCAUCCCGAAGGAGAUGUCCGAAGAAUCGCUGCGCGACGAAUUCGGAGAGUACGGUUCCAUCGAAAAUGUGACCAUCAUCCGGGACAAGGUGACCAAGGAGGGCAAGGGGUUCGCGUACGUCAAAUUCGCCCGGUUCACUCACGCAGCCCGCGCCUUCGAGGGUUGCGAUGCCAAGUAUAAGGCCGUUUUCGCGGAACCGAAGCCACCACGGAAUGCUUCCGUUUCCUCGAGUGAGAACUUCGGUGGAUUCGGUGCUGGCGGCAGUGGCUCCAAUGGGUUCCAGGACGAUAGACGUGGUGGCCAGGGACCGGUUACGGGACCUUCGAUGGGCUUUGGAUCCAUGGGAGAUCGCCGGGGACCGGGCCUUAGUGAUCGCGGUGGGGUGAAUUUUGGCUUCAACAGCAGCGGUUAUUCCAGUCAACCCGUGAAUCCCAACGAUACAACUUUGACCGUCUUGUGCAGCCCCUCGUUGAACCAGGAUCAGUUGUGGCGACUGUUCGACAUUAUUCCGGGAUUGGACUACUGUCAGAUCAACAAUGAUUACAAUACACGAAACGCUACAGCAACGGUAGUUUACAACAACGCACAGUCAGCCUUGUAUGCUCGCGACAAGAUACACGGUUUGGAGUAUCCUCCGGGAGAGAGGCUCAUCAUUCGUCUGGGCCACGAAACCGUGGGUGUGUUGCCACAAAAUAACGACCCUUUCAAUAACGGAACAGCAGGCAAAAACUCAUCGGACAACAGCAUGUGCACCGUUCCACUCCCAGCGCCGCAGCCGAUGGCCAACCCGAAUGCAGCCGUAGCGGCACGUUGUUUCAUUGUAUGCCUGCCGAAGGCGUUACCCGCCAACAUUCUGAAGCAAACUUUCUGCCGCUUCGGGGAUCUGAUUGAUGUGUUCCUGUUGCCAAACAAAACCUACGGAUACGCUAAGUUUGCGAGCGAGAAAAGCGCUAAGAAAGCGAUGGAAAUUUUGCAUGGAGCCGAAGUUAUGAACAUUCGAUUGAAGGUGUUGGAAGCCGAGGACCCAAACAACGACCGCCGGAAGCGCAUGCGCCAUGACGAGCGCAUGGACAAUGAGUAAACAUUUUCUUGCAUGUUGAAUAUUGGAGUAGUAGUUCCUGUGUUUUCCAUUCGGAUGGAAAACAACCCGAUGCUGUGCGAGAGAUCUUCGGACUCGACUCGAAGGACCAGAACUACUACUAUACUACUUUACGCUUCAGACGACCGAACAAACCCUACCACAUUGAAAAACUCUCAGAAUCAAUAUGUCCAUUUCGUACCUAGCCCAGUACCCCAAGAUCAUUACAAACAAAGAUAAAAUACUAACGCAAAACUUGCAGAGAAUGACCGCUUGGACCAACGAACCCAAACCAAAACCACAGACUUUGCGCAUCAUCUCAUCAGAACGAUACGAAACGUAUUUUACUGACGUACGGAGGAAAGUACGAAUCAUAUUGAAAAUUUAACUGGACACUACUGAAAAAAAAAACAAUCCUUGAAACGGAAGAUUUCCCUGCUACCGUUUCGUAAAACUCUGAUUGUGUUAAAUCGAAAAGGACCCAAGAACAGAUCUAACAACUACGUUCCAAGUACCCAGAAGAGAACCACCAAAAAAUCACUCGUCUAAAGACAACAUUCCCGGACUUUGCUGGACCUUUCCGGACGACUCGGGACUUAACCCGACCAGACUGGAGCAACCAGAGAAGGACACACUGAAGUUGAACCAGAUAUUUAAAAAAACGUAACGGAAAUUUACUGAGAACGAGAGAGGCAGGUGGCGAAAGCAUUUGGCAGGUGUGAAACGUGACGACUCAGCAGGAAUCACACGUUAUCGGAGACGUACACACACAAUAGGGUACUUUGCGAGAUUUGGCUAUGGACGAUUUUUAUUUGAGAUGGACAGUUGACACAGCUACCAACCUCGGUACUGCAUCAGCACAUACUUGAAAGAACUUUAGUAUACUGUUCUACUAUAUACUAGCACUAGACAUAAGUCAGAAUUUGUUUUCUUCAAUUCCAUAACUUUCGUAAGGACAUAUUUUACCAAUUGAACUAUGAACAAUAUUAGUUAACAUCAGAGUACAUUGUGAACAUUCACCUACUACUAACAAUUCAUUGCAAUUGUAAAAUUUUGCUUUUCUUCAACCUUUCCUGUUUUUCCAACGACUAAUUCAAUAACGGAAUGUUAUUUUACUUGCUCUUAGGAUGACAUACGCAAUCUUAACUAUAGACCACGAUCAGUGACAUGAUGAAUUUAAUUUUUCCUUGAGAGUUUUUCAUCGCGUAAAAUACAAACAUACAUUGAGAUUAUUGUUUCUAACACACGCAUCCGUGUGGAGGUUUUCCAUUUGACACUAAGUAGGGUAAAAGCAUAAAAAAAUACACACAAAACAACUAAACAUGCAACAAAAAAUAUGCAAUUAGUGUUGAGUAAAUAAACUCGAUUGAAUCACGUGACUACAAGAUCCUAAGCACAUCUACGUCUGAACAAAUGAGACAAAUAUUCACAUUCGCUUACACACCAAUACAUCAUAGAAAUGAGACUUUCGAGAAAACAAAAGCGUAGCCGAUGGCAAACAAUCUUUCUACAUCCAUUACAUACUAUUUAUUUCCAAGAAACAAAUAGAAAUACUGAUUUUUAUUUAACAACAACAAAAUCAACAAUGUCAAAGAUUUCUUUUAUUUUGUACAUGUUUAUAGUUCAUCCCAUUUUAAUAGUAAUUUUAUUUUUAUUUUUUGGUGUGCAAAACACAAACGCAGAUAACACUACAGUAAAACUUUAGUAUACCAUUUAUUUACUUAAAAUAAUAAUUAAAAUACCAACAACAGCAACAAAAAUACAAACUUUGGGUUUCCCGCUGACAACUUGAAUACAAUCGUUUAGUGGUAAGUUCUAUAUUGUGAAUUGUUUCUUCAUACGUAUCCUAAAUUCAUCGGGAAUCAUCCAUUCGUUCAUCGAAUCAUCAGAAAUUCAACCAUCAUAUCCACCACGCUAAAUUUGUCUCAUCUAACAUCAUUUAUGAAUUCAUAAACAAUCAACAGAUAUGUGAAUAAUUUGAAACAGUCUCUUGAAACAUGCUUCCCUUUCCCGGGAAUCCCGAUCCAUGGUACGCUAGUUGUGCUGAAAUGUGUAUAAUUAAGAAUUUCGCUUUUCCCGGAUCCCCCACACCUAUCAUUUUCAUUCGAAUAUUCUUCACCCAUUUAAGAUAAAGUACCUACAUUAUUAUUGCUUCUGAACUGGUAACAUAUUAAAUAGUACGAUAUAAAUUUUCUGAUAAGUAUAAUUUGAUACCCGUUAAGGAGAAAGUGGAUAAGUGAGAUAAAUGAAAAAAAAAAAACAAUCUAGAGAGAGAGUGAUAAGAAAUAAAGAAAUGCCAACAUUUUUUAAAACUCAAA